This is a messenger RNA of Gymnogyps californianus (California condor), 383 nucleotides long. RefSeq names its product MYC binding protein (gene MYCBP). The record is from RefSeq and is a predicted model, not a curated record. NCBI's taxonomy places the organism in Eukaryota, Metazoa, Chordata, Aves, Accipitriformes, Cathartidae. The coding region runs from base 1 to 312 and encodes 103 amino acids. The transcript has 5 exons. Gene Ontology annotation, biological process: regulation of DNA-templated transcription. Gene Ontology annotation, molecular function: transcription coactivator activity. Gene Ontology annotation, cellular component: nucleus.
AUGGCGCAUUACAAGGCCGCGGACUCCAAACGGGAGCAGUUCCGCCGGUACCUGGAGAAGUCGGGGGUGCUGGACACGCUCACCAAGGUGUUGGUAGCCUUAUAUGAAGAGCCAGAGAAACCAAAUAGUGCACUGGACUUUCUGAAGCAUCAUCUGGGAGCUUCAGCUCCUGAGAAUCCAGAAGUAGAGGCACUUCGCUUGGAAGUGGCAGAGAUGAAAGAAAAAUACGAAGCUGUGUUGGAAGAAAAUAAAAAACUGAAAACCAAGCUGGCUCAGUAUGAACCACCUCAAGACGAGAAGCAUGGUGAAUAACAGUAGUUUCUCCUUUAAUGCCUUGACUUAAUAAAGGGCUUCCUGAGAACUGCAGUCCUUUUUUUGUGUGU